GGCGGGAGCGCGCGGACUCGGCUUCCCUCCGGAGCAGCCCGCCGCGAGGGCGCGAGCCAGCGGAAGGCGGGGAAGGCGCAGGGUUCCUCAGCAGCGAGAAAGAAAGGAAGAGGUGGAAACUAAGCGGCGCGGCGCGGCGCGAGUGGACUCUGGUCUGGGCGAGCGCGGCCGGCGCCGGGACGCGGACCCGGGCUGCGCAGAGCAAACAAAGCUCGCGGGGGCCCCGAAAGUUUGUCCCGCGAUGGCUUGAGCGCGCGCGGAGAGGCUGCCGCCCGCUCGGCGCGAGUGAUGCUCCUCCCGUGAGCCGCGGCGGCGGCCGGGCACCUGCCUGCGUGCCUUCGCCUCCUUUCCACUGUAUUUAUUUAUUCUCCGUCGAGGCGGUGUGAGUCGUCAUGUCGAAAGUGAUCCAGAGGAAGAACCACUGGACGAGCAGGGUGCGCGAGUGCACCGUGAGGCGCGGGCCGCGGGGCGAGCUGGGGCUGACCGUGCUGGGGGGCGCGGAGCACGGGGAGUUCCCGUUCCUCGGGGCGGCCGGGGCGGCGGGCGACGGCGAGCUGCUGCUGGAGGUGCAGGGCGUCCGCGUGUCCGGCUUGCCCCGCUACGACGUGCUGGGCGUCAUCGACAGCUGCAAAGAGGCCGUCACCUUCAAAGCCGUCCGGCAAGGAGGAAGGCUCAACAAGGACCUGCGACAUUUUCUCAGUCAACGGUUCCAGAAAGGGUCUCCUGAUCAUGAGCUCCAGCAGACCAUAAGGGACAACCUUUACCGCCAUGCUGUGCCUUGCACAACCCGAUCUCCCAGAGAAGGAGAAGUGCCUGGUGUGGAUUACAAUUUUCUGACUGUGAAGGAAUUCUUGGACCUCGAGCAGAGUGGGACUCUUCUGGAAGUCGGCACCUAUGAAGGAAACUAUUAUGGGACACCGAAACCUCCCAGCCAGCCAGUCAGUGGGAAAGUGAUUACAACGGAUGCCUUGCAAAGCCUUCAGUCUGGCUCCAAGCAGUCGACCCCAAAACGAACCAAGUCCUACAAUGAUAUGCAGAAUGCUGGCAUAGCCCAUGCAGAGAAUGAGGAGGAGGAUGACGUCCCUGAAAUGAACAGUAGCUUCACAGCCGAUUCUGGUGACCAGGACGAGCACGCUCUCCAGGAGGCAGCGCUCUCAUCUGUGAAUAGUAGCAUCGCUGCUGCUCCCAUCACGGACCCUUCUCAGAAGUUCCCUCAGUACCUACCUCUUUCUGCGGAGGAUAAUUUAGGUCCUCUACCUGAGAACUGGGAGAUGGCCUAUACGGAAAACGGAGAAGUCUACUUUAUAGACCACAACACAAAAACAACAUCUUGGUUAGACCCUCGGUGCCUGAACAAACAGCAGAAGCCUCUGGAAGAGUGUGAAGAUGAUGAAGAAGGGGUCCACACCGAGGAGCUGGACAGUGAACUAGAACUGCCUGCUGGUUGGGAAAAGAUUGAAGACCCCGUCUACGGUGUCUACUAUGUAGACCACAUCAACAGGAAGACACAGUACGAGAACCCAGUUCUUGAAGCCAAACGAAAGAAGCAGCUUGAGCAACAGCAGCAGCAGCAGCAGCCACCACCACCAGAAGAGUGGACAGAAGAGCAUUCAUCCCUUGUGCCUCCUGUUAUCCCGACCCACCCCCCGAGCAACCCGGAGCCAGCCAGAGAAGCUCCACUUCAGGGCAAACCCUUUUUUACACGAAACCCUUCUGAACUGAAAGGCAAGUUCAUUCAUACAAAGCUGCGGAAAAGCAGUCGUGGCUUUGGCUUCACGGUGGUUGGCGGGGACGAGCCUGAUGAAUUCCUCCAGAUCAAGAGCUUGGUCCUAGAUGGUCCUGCCGCACUGGAUGGCAAGAUGGAAACAGGGGAUGUAAUUGUCAGCGUGAACGACACCUGUGUUUUAGGACACACACAUGCCCAAGUGGUGAAAAUCUUCCAGUCCAUUCCCAUCGGUGCCAGCGUAGACCUUGAGCUCUGCCGAGGUUACCCAUUGCCUUUUGACCCAGAUGACCCCAAUACGAGUUUAGUGACCUCGGUAGCCAUCUUGGACAAGGAACCAAUCAUUGUGAAUGGACAGGAGACCUAUGAUUCGCCAGCAAGCCACAGUAGUAAAACAGGCAAAGUCAGCAGCGUGAAGGAUGCCAGGCCAAGCAGCCCAGCCGAUGUGACUUCGAACAGCUCCCACGGUUACCCCAAUGACACUGUCUCUUUGGCUUCCUCGAUAGCCACUCAGCCAGAGCUCAUCACUGUUCACAUAGUCAAAGGGCCGAUGGGCUUUGGUUUCACUAUUGCGGACAGUCCUGGUGGUGGCGGCCAGAGAGUGAAGCAGAUCGUUGACAGCCCCAGGUGCCGAGGCCUGAAGGAAGGGGACCUUAUCGUGGAAGUGAAUAAGAAGAAUGUGCAGGCUCUCACUCACAAUCAGGUCGUGGACAUGCUGAUCGAGUGUCCCAAAGGGAGUGAGGUCACAUUGCUGGUGCAGCGAGGAGGGCUUCCUGUUCCCAAGAAGAGCCCCAAGUCGCAACCACUGGAGAGGAAAGACAGCCAGAACAGUUCUCAGCACAGUGUUUCCAGCCACCGGAGCUUGCACACGGCAUCCCCAAGCCACGGUGCGCAGGUGCUCCCUGAGUGCCCGCCCCCAGAGACGCCUGCUGCUGAGCAGACCGACAGCUCUGGGCAGAAAAAACCGGAUCCUUUUAAAAUCUGGGCCCAGUCCAGGAGCAUGUAUGAGAACCGACCUAUGUCACCUUCGCCUGCACCAGGAUUGAGCAAGGGUGAAAGAGAGCGAGAAGUCAGUUCCACAAAUUUUGGAGAAUGUCAGAUUCCAGAUUACCAGGAACAGGACAUCUUCCUCUGGAGAAAAGAGACAGGAUUUGGAUUUAGAAUUCUAGGUGGAAAUGAGCCGGGGGAACCCAUUUAUAUUGGUCACAUCGUACCGCUGGGCGCUGCAGACACGGAUGGCCGCCUGCGGUCCGGCGACGAGCUGAUCUGUGUGGAUGGGACUCCGGUAAUUGGAAAAUCACACCAGCUCGUGGUCCAGCUCAUGCAGCAAGCGGCCAAGCAAGGCCAUGUCAACCUCACAGUGCGGCGUAAAGUGGUGUUCGCUGCGCCCAAGCCCGCGGAGCCCGAGGUGCCGUCGCCCGCGUCCUCGCACCACAGCGGCACGCAGCCGGCCUCGCUGGCCGAGGGCAAGCGCACGCCGCAGGGCAGCCAGAACUCGCUGAGCACCGUGAGCUCGGGCAGCGGCAGCACGAGCGGCAUCGGCAGCGGCGGCGGCGGCGGCAGCGGCGUGGUGAGCGCCGCCCUGCAGCCCUACGACGUGGACAUCCGGCGUGGCGACAGCGAGGGCUUCGGCUUCGUCAUCGUGUCCUCGGUGAGCAGGCCCGAGGCGGGCGCGGCCUUCGGCAAUGCAUGUGUGGCUAUGCCUCACAAAAUAGGUCGGAUUAUUGAGGGGAGCCCUGCAGACCGCUGUGGCAAGCUGAAAGUAGGAGACCGGAUCUUGGCAGUAAAUGGAUGUUCCAUCACCAACAAGUCCCAUUCAGACAUCGUCAACCUAAUCAAGGAAGCAGGAAACACAGUUACGCUGCGCAUCAUUCCCGGGGAUGAGUCCUCGAAUGCUACCUUGCUGACCAAUGCAGAGAAGAUUGCCACUAUCACCACUACCCACGCUCCUUCUCAGCAGGGGUCCCAGGAGACCAGGAAUACCACCAAACCAAAGCCAGAAUCUCAGUUUGAGUUCAAAGCACCCCAGGUCACACAGGAGCAAGAUUUUUACACUGUGGAGCUGGAAAGGGGAGCGAAGGGCUUUGGCUUCAGUCUCCGAGGAGGCCGCGAGUACAACAUGGACCUCUAUGUUCUACGCCUAGCAGAAGAUGGGCCUGCAGAAAGGUGUGGGAAGAUGAGGAUUGGUGAUGAAAUUCUGGAGAUCAAUGGCGAGACCACCAAAAACAUGAAGCAUUCUCGGGCUAUAGAACUGAUUAAGAAUGGUGGCCGAAGAGUUCGUCUCUUUCUGAGGCGGGGAGAUGGCUCCGUCCCAGAAUAUGGUGGGUCAAACUAUGAAAACAUUCCUUCCUUCCCUGGCAUGACUCCAUGAAUUUGUCUCCAGAACGGCAGCAGAAAAGUUCCUUUUGUUCCCCCUAAUCACCAGUGUCUUACCAGCCUCUUGCACCAUGUGAUUAUUUGCCUCGCUUGUUCUGAAAUCUCUACACAUUUCACCCUUUUGCUUGCUUUCGUGGACUGGGGCGUGGCCUAGACAAGGUCCUGGUCGCCCCCUUUCUGGUAACCAGAGAGAACGUGUGUCUAGUUCGACCAAGAGCGAAGGAAUGUUUGAACUGUGCCAAACUGUUUCUCAGAUCCAAUUGUUAGCACAAAAUGACUAUACACUCCUUUCAAGAAGCAGGAAAGCAGGUUUCCUGAGUGAUAUGUUGAGGCACAAUAUAUAUUUUUUCUUUUUUGGUUACUUGAUACGUUUAUGUAAGAGACGUGUAAUUUCAAGAUGAUUUGGGGGCUUGCUCACCCCUGUAUGCUCUGGAUACAAUGAUUCUCCACCCCCCUGCUGGUCUCUUGCCCCAACCAGAUGACUUGAGCCCACUACUGUCAAACAAACGAACACGAACUGUUGCUAUAUUAGCCAUAUAGAUUCCCAGUGCUCACCAUGAGGGAAACAUGUUACUAUACCUUUCCUGUGAGGAAAGCCAGGUUAUACAUAGAGUUCCUUUAUCAUCUCUUUAGACAUGAUUUGAGUAGACAGAAAUGGUCUUUACAUAGCUUAGUGUUCUGAUGGCAAACUACUGUAUAUUGUAAUAAUUAUGUCCUAUUAAGAUUCUUGUUUAAAAUUUUAAGAAUAAAAAGGAAAAAGAAAACUAUGCCCUAGAUGUAGGGCUUUUUUUCCCCAACCAAAGGUCUAAAAAAGUUUCUAUAGAAACUGUGAUUGAAUGGCCCCCAGAUACAUUAGUCCCCUUUAUUAGGGAUUUCUCUGUUAUCACCCUCUUUUCUGAAAGUCGUUCUGCACAAUUCCCAGUUGCAUUUUGGACUUGAUGAGGUGCUCAGUGUAGAUGCAGCUUAAGGAAAAUAGCUCCUGUGAAAGGCACCCUUCUAGGUGUUGGACAUUGGUCCAGGUGCACAGAAGAGGGUCCAGGGUGAGGAGAGAGGGUAUCAGAGGAGGUGCUGCAGAUGUGGCCAAGCCUGGAAGGAAGCGGCAGCGUGAGGCUGCCUUGGCCUGGCACUGUGCUCCACCCUGACCGCUGGGGGUACUGGUGCCCCUGAACCUGUAACCGUGUCUCCCCUUCUGUCUUCCCUGUGCUUCUGUCAGAUGUGAGAUUUCAUUUGGGAGUUACCGUCAGUAGCCUGUGUACCUUCUCCAGACCUGUGUCUCUUGCACUGAGGAUGAAAAUCCAACACUAACAAAUGUUCUUUGGGCUAAAAAUAAAGAUCAUUCACACGGUUUCCCAAGAAGGGUUUAACACGCCAGGGUUGCUCUGCUGUCAUGUUUCCAUGUGUCCUUUGGACUAAAUCUCUCCCAUUCUGUUGAUUAGAGUCACAAAUGGGUUACUCUUUGUUAAGUUCCAAUAUUUUUCUGACUUGACUGGAACCUGCUUCUCUGUGAGGCUAUUUUUGUAAUGAGUUUUUGUACUUAAUUUAACUGCGACAGGGGCGGGGUGGGGGGCCUCAGGGAGGGGACUUGUUCUUUUGUGUUGAUUGUUAAUGCUCUCCUAUGCCAGCCUGUCAUUGUUCCAGUUGUUUGAAAAAAAAAAAAAAAUAGGACGCAUCAGUUGCCUGGGUUCUCGAGCCACCUUCUACUGUCUGAAACGUCACGUCCCGAUCACGGUCUCUGCAGCCUUAUUUCUAGUGUUGCCUUAGACUGUCUGACUGGACAAAUAAACUCUCUUUGCCCUGUGUUAACAAAUGCA
This is a messenger RNA of Chinchilla lanigera (long-tailed chinchilla), 5910 nucleotides long. RefSeq names its product membrane associated guanylate kinase, WW and PDZ domain containing 1 (gene Magi1). The transcript has 23 exons. Gene Ontology annotation, biological process: signal transduction. Gene Ontology annotation, cellular component: cytoplasm. NCBI's taxonomy places the organism in Eukaryota, Metazoa, Chordata, Mammalia, Rodentia, Chinchillidae. Bases 393 to 4094 code for a protein of 1233 amino acids. The record is from RefSeq and is a predicted model, not a curated record. Gene Ontology annotation, molecular function: protein binding.